Molecule: messenger RNA, 3862 nt
Organism: Pantherophis guttatus
Lineage: Eukaryota; Metazoa; Chordata; Lepidosauria; Squamata; Colubridae
Gene: RCSD1
Product: RCSD domain containing 1
Source: RefSeq, a predicted model, not a curated record
AGGCAACUUAAAAGCAGUUGCUCAAAAGCAGCACAAUUUUCUAAAGCAUCUCUAUUAGCCUCAUUUUCUUCAGAUAAAUCCACAGAAAGCAAAAGCUUUGAACAAAUAGAGGAAAUAAGGAGAAAAUAAAACAACGGGAUGGGGGAAGAAAUACUUCCCAAGACCAUCCCACACCUGCACAACAGAGAGGAGAGGAGUGGGUGCUACCUUCCUUCACCAGAAACUGGGCCAUGCAAACAAGCGAAGCCCCAGCACAUGAAACCACACCUCUUCCAGUUCACAGAGAAAUAUGUCUCCAUGGAACCGGUCCCUGGCGCCCAAAAGGACAAACCAUCAGAGAUCAAGAUGGUGGUGGAAAAGCCCACAACUUCAUCUGUGGCCCAACUAGCAGGAAAAUUUCAAGAGCAAUCAUCAGUUUCUGGAAAGGAGGUCCCAGCUCCUAAACCAGUACGCAGAAAACCACCUUGUUCUCUUCCCCUCCACACAAAUAAGAUGGAGCUAGGACAGAAUGGUGAGCUAAAACCAUCCCCAAAUGCUUCUCGUCCUAUAAGGGUAAAGCCCAAAAGUUCUCCUCUCAUUGAAAAAAUGCAGGCCAAUUUGGCACUUGCUCCAACUUCUAUGCUGCCAGGAGCUUCUCCUAAAAGCCCUGGACUAAAGACAAUGAUGUCUCCCUUUAACAGUCCACCGGUCACCCCUGUCAGCCCAAAGACUCAUUCAAGUAUUCCUGAUGAAUCUCCAGUUAGUUUUGAACAACCACCAGAAGGUACUCAUCUUCAGUUUUAUAAUAAGGUAAGGACACGAGGAUCAAUAAAGCGCAGACCUCCAUCUAGAAGGUUUCGAAAAUCACAGUCAGAAUAUGGAGAUGACCUAGAUUUAGGAGGGACAGUUUUACCUCAGGAAAAUGGUUCCAAAACUGAGGAGAAGGAGGAAGUAGAUGUAUUUAUGGACAAUAAUAAAUGUAUUAAAUCAUCACCUGCCCCCGAGGGUGGUGUAGACAAUCAAAAGAAACAAAAUCAAGUUGCUUCUGAUGAAAAAUCCCAAUCAGUUCUACAAUCUAGUGGAUCAGAAAACAAAGAGAAAGAAGUAGAUACAGAAAAAGUAACAAAAUUCAAAGAGAGCCAGGAAGACAAGACACAGCAGAAUCUUUCAGAGGAAAGACCAAGUAAGACUGUGAACAAUGAGAAAGAGAAGAAUGCAGAUACAGAUAUUGCAGAAGAUACAAAAAGAAAACCACAGAACUAUAAUGCUUCCGACAUGGAAAACACUUAUAAAGAAAAGAAGGAGAAAAAAAUAAAUGGAAGUGAAGAUUCACAUCAUGAAUCAAGCAGACAAGAUACUGGGACUUCACAACCUACUGCAGAUAUGAAACUAUUCUGAACUCCAGGAUAUGGUGCUAAUAUAAUUACUAAGAAAUGAUAAAUGGAAAGCCAAUUAUUAGUGUUCCUAUUGCAAUAUUUGCUUAUAAACUAUUUCUAGUUUAUAAUAGUUUAUAAAGAAAUAAACUAUUUCUUUAAAGAAGACACCAAAGAAACCUGAAUUAUUACUUUCUGCUGGAAAUUUUUAAGCUUUUGUUGAGACAAAUCAAGACAUCUGUGAUGGACAACAGCCUUACCAAGCUCCUUAAGUUUCUCAAACUUGGGGACAGGCCAAAAGCAUGUUUUGGAGAUUGUUGUCUAUUGAAUUUCAACAGUUGUUGAGUGUUUUUUUUUAAAUGGAAAGGACUAUGAUAUUAAUUACACUUUCUGAUUAAAGUUGACAUUUCCAAACCAUUUCUGGCCUGUGAGCUAUAAUUAUACUGCAUACAUAUCCAUUAUACAGUCAACAUAGAAGCAUAAAAAACUCAGUCUCUUCUGGUUUGCUUACUGGCUGUGGAAUAAUUUGUAGAUGCGACAAAACAAAAACAAAAAAAAUUGAUUUUCUACAAUAUUUCAUACCUUUUGGGUUUUUCUGAGUUUGCUAUUAAGCACAGGAUUGCUUGGCUGGAUUCAGCAAAGUAAUAGAUUCGGCCACAAGAUUGCUAAGCCAUUGUGAUAAAUAGGCCAUGGUUUAUGGUUUAGCAUGUGCAAACUCAAUUAUAUGACCUAUUUAGCAAAAAAUAGUGAAACCAUAGCUUGACGUGAUAUGUGUAUUAAAUUUGUGGGUAUUUUUAUACAUGAAUGUUACAUUAAGUUUGAGCCUCUUGUGCUAUUUAUCUAAUAUCUUUGGUUAUUGUUCAUAUUUUUUUAAAAGGAAAAGAAUUAUUUAUAAUGUACAUGACAGAUCUUACUGAUGUCUUUUUAAAAAUCUAUUACUGAAUUGACAAGCAAUAACAUCUUUCAAUUUCAUUUGUCAAAACCUGCAACUUUAAAAAAGUCUGCUGUUCUCUUUAAGAAGCCAGUUAUAGCAAUUGCUUAAGUAGAUAUCUCCAAUUAUUUUAGGAAAUAGGAAUAGAAUAGAAAUAAAAAUAGGAAGCACUGAAUCAUGCCCCCAUUAGAUAGAUCUGUUUUAGAAAUGCAACUUGUAGUCAAAAAUGCGAUCUAUAAGUAAUAAUGGCUGAAAUAUCAAAUGGGGAGAAAACAUAUAUUCAACAAAUUAGGGAUCAACAAGCUGAAUACAUCUACAUUUGCUAUUCAACUAUGCAUUUCUGAACUUCACAUGGUUCUGCUUGGAGUGACUGAAGAAUGAAAGCAUAUACCUAUCAGUAUGAAUAAAGUAAGUGUAGCUAUUUGGAAGGAGUUAUGCCUAGGUCUGCAAAUAUUGCUUAUACAUUACAGAUAUCACUGACAAGUGAACAUGGUUCACUGCAGAAUUAUUUUGCAUAUUGUGCUGGUCAGCUGUAGAAUAGUUCUGCAUCUCAGUGAUCUAAAGCAGGGGUCUCCAACCUUGGCAACUUUAAGCCUGGCAGACUUCAACUCCCAGAAUUCCCCAGCCAGCAAAGCAAAUUCUGGGAGUUGAAGUCCGCCAGGCUUAAAGUUGCCAAGGUUGGAGACCCCUGAUCUAAAGAGAGCAUAGCAUCAUUUUCUGAAUGGAGAGAAGACCAGGUACUGCAGCUAGCAGCAAGAUUUAAGAAAUAAUUUUCCCAAACUGUGAUUGGCAGAUGUUCUUCUAAAAAACAGAAUGGCUACUGGCUAAAGGAGCCAGACAGUUUUUGUUUGUUUUCUUCACAUGACUAAAGUCUCAAUAUUAUCACAGUGCAUGGUGCUGCUCUCAGAAGAUAGCACACUGUAAACUAUCAUCUCUUCCAAAAAGCUAUCUUCAAAGCAAAAAUAUGAAGUAGUUUCAAAAAUAAUCAUAAUGCUUCAAGAAAUAAUAUGGUAUAUUAAACUAUUUUGCAAUUGAAGAUGCUCAUUUAUACUAAAUGGCCAGUUUAAUUCUGUGAAUUUCUCAAGUAGGUAUGAAGGAGAUAAUGGAUUCUUGUUGAUUGUAUAAUUAAACUGGUAUGUACUAAUUCCUGGUUGCCAUAGAUAAUAGUAAUUUUAUGUAAAUAUUUAUGUAAUCUAUGCACCAUAUCAUUCUGCAAAACGAAUUUUCUUAUGUAAUUUUGAUUUGUGUAAAAUGUGUUUGUUAAACUUAAAAGCUAUUGAGCAUUCAUUUAUUAUUUGAUUCAGACAGCUAACAUUUUCAUACGGAUUGUUUCUUUCUUUUUGUUCCUUCCUCAUACAGCAAAGAUGCAUCCCAUGUUUGUUGAUCAUCUAUUGUUUUGCUCAAUGCUUUUGUAGAACAAUAGCUCUAGAUGGAGUGACUGGAUUUUUUUUCUUGGAUUUUCGUAAUUUAUGGACUGGUAGCUAUGCCUCAGCUAAAUCAUGAAUCUGAAGAACACUGUAGAGAUUUUUGUAUUUGUAUUACUAAACCAUCUCAGUUAUUAAAAACUUGUGGGUCGCCA